Messenger RNA from Phalaenopsis equestris, 1121 nucleotides. RefSeq lists its product as uncharacterized. NCBI's taxonomy places the organism in Eukaryota, Viridiplantae, Streptophyta, Magnoliopsida, Asparagales, Orchidaceae. The transcript has a single exon. The record is from RefSeq and is a predicted model, not a curated record. The coding region runs from base 352 to 978 and encodes 208 amino acids.
UGUAGCAGUACAGUGAAAACUAUAUUUUGACGGUGAUGAUGUACGGAAGGAAACUCAUCCCAACGUUCGAAUUUCGACCGUUAAGACCUCAAAACAAGAACAAAAAACUCCCCGCACCUUAAUGAAAGCAUAAAAAUUCGACCGUUGCUCUGGCCCUUCAAGAAGUCUUUCAUCCCGCUCUUAUCCACUAACAAAACCCCAACAGUUCGCUCUCCUAUCUCAGUUCUCUUUCCAUUUCUUAACCUCUUCAUCUCACUGCUACAGAUCCACCUUCCUUUUCCUCCACAUUUCAUUUCUCGACCCAUCUUUCUCCUCCCACAAUCUCCCCUGCUCUCUUUCUCAUCCCCAAAAAUGGCAGAAUCUCAUUUAAUCGAAAUACAGCCGCAGCAAACGCUCUUUGCUGCAAUGCAACGUCACCCACUCGCCGAAAUCUCUGCAAGCCCGGGCCAUCUUCUUCUCCUCAAGCUCUGGCAACGAGAAGAAGAGCUUUUCACCAGCCGCAUAGGAUCCAAAGAAACAAAACUUGACGCCAUUAAAAGGGAGGCUUUCAAGCUCUGUUCUUUAUUCUUCUUCUUUCAUGGCAUCUUCCUCACUCUGCUCUUUACCACUUCCUUAGGACAAACAGAGAUGCAGGCGUGCCGUGGCUGGUGGGUGCCUGCCUUCAUCUCCCUCGUGACUUCCCUUGUUCUUAUUUUCUCCGUGCAGUUGAGGAUUUGUAGUUAUUGGAAGAUUUAUGGACAGUUGCAGAAGGAGAGAGGAGAAGGGAGGGCGUUGUCUCGGUGUGUGCAGGAGUUGAGGAUGAAAGGGGCGAGCUUUGAUCUGUGUAAGGUGCCGCAGGUGCCGAAGAGGAUGAAGAGCUCGAGUGUUAAGGUGAACUGGAAACCAAUUAAGUGGUUGUCCAGAAAUGCGGUGACUAUUUGUCUUCUCUGUUUUUCAGGGCUGGUUUUUCCUGCUUGUAAAUUUAUUCUGUGUGGGUGAAGUUGGCUUCUUGUGUUGAGCUUGGUUUUAUGAUUUUGGUGGUGAUUUGAUUCUAUUUGUUGGUUUCUUUUUUAAAUUUUUUUCUUCCAUUUCUUGUUGCCCAGCGUGAUGGAAUAUUUAAUAAUAAAUGUUAUUUAAUUAUU